AUGCACAAUGUUAUCUUUUUUAACAAGGCAUCCCUGCUAGGACUAUCGGUUGAUAUUGUUAGAACCAUUAUAAAGAAGGAAUUAAAAAUGCCAAUUGUUGACAUAGCUAAUCCAGAAGCAAUGGUGGAUGGUGGAGAUAUAUUGUUUACAGGAAAGGAAUUUUUUGUUGGCUUGUCAAGAAGGACUAAUGAUGCUGGGGCUAGAGCUGUAGCUGAUGCUUUUCCUGAAUACCCUGUAACUCCUGUGAAAGUCCCUGGGACAAACCAUCUCAAGUCACUAUUAUCUAUUGCAGGACCAGACAUUAUACUUGUAUCUGCAAGUGACGAAGCUCAAAGUGUGCUUAAGCGUAUGGCUCAAGAAGCUACCUAUAGAUACCAAACAGUUACUGUUCCUGAUCCUGAAGCAGCUAACUGCUUAUUUGUUAAUGGGACUCUAAUUCACAGAUCUGAAUUCCCAAACAGCAUUCAGGUGAUUGAAGACAAAAUUGAGUUCAACAAAGUUGCUAUGCCCUUAUCUGAACUUUCAAAAGCAAGAGGAAAUUUGAGUAGUUGUUGCAUCUUUAUAAAAAAAUCAAAAUAUAUUAAACAACUUUGAAUAGUACAUUGUUACCUGUUAAUGCCUUAAAAGUGGUGAACAAUUUUAUUGUAUUAAUAUAUAGUUUAACAUUGCUUUUUACUGUGCCUGAAAAUAGUGAUAUUUAUAUGUAUGUUGUUUAAAUGUAGAUAAUUCGAUGAAUCAUUUUGUAGGUUAUUUCAUAAGGCAUAAAUCAAUGUGAUCAAGUUAAUUUUUCUGUGACAUUUCACAGUUGCCACUCCAUAGGGAAAACCUGGAAAAUACUGUGAAUCACCUAAAGUGAGAGGAAAAACGCAGGGAAUUUUGAUUUUUCUUUACAAACUAUGAAAACACAGAGAAUUUUGUUUUUUAUUUUUGUCUUUUAUUAAAUGGUGACGACUCAAUGCGUAAUCUAUAGGGUAUAUUUAAUGAUAUUCCAACUAUACUAAACUAUUUCAUUUACUAUAUUAUUUAAGUAUGUUCAGCUAUUCCUUUUUUUUCUCUAAGUUUUUCUAGCAAUUAAAGCUAAUAUGUCCUCACACAGCCCAAUAUAACUCACUCAAGAGCACAGUAAUUGUGUUUCCUCUUAAUAUAUUAUGUAUAAUAUGCACAGGGGAAGUGCAGGGAAUUUUUUUUUCUCCAAAUUUGAUUGGCAAUCUUGUUUCAAUAAAGAAUGUAAAUUGUAAAGUUAAUAAACUGUUUGUGAAUUCAA
This is a messenger RNA of Parasteatoda tepidariorum (common house spider), 1264 nucleotides long. Lineage: Eukaryota; Metazoa; Arthropoda; Arachnida; Araneae; Theridiidae. The record is from RefSeq and is a predicted model, not a curated record.